Molecule: messenger RNA, 4776 nt
Organism: Drosophila willistoni
Lineage: Eukaryota; Metazoa; Arthropoda; Insecta; Diptera; Drosophilidae
Product: myotubularin-related protein 4
Exons: 14
Coding region: 180-4043 (1287 amino acids)
Biological process (GO): dephosphorylation; regulation of autophagy
Molecular function (GO): phosphatidylinositol-3,5-bisphosphate 3-phosphatase activity; metal ion binding; protein phosphatase binding
Source: RefSeq, a predicted model, not a curated record
ACAUAUGUAUAUGCAACAAUAUUUGCGGAUCUUUGUUUAUAAUAGUUAUGGAUUUUAUGGUGGUAAAUAAAGAGCAAUCCGUACGCGUUUUCAAUUCGCCAAUAAAUAGACAUCAAAAAUAAUAUCUCGAAAGCUGUUAUUCCAAGGUUUUCUGGACUAUAAAUCCGAUUCAUAAUAUAAUGUCAGAUGGAUCACCGCCCCCGUCGAUUUGUUUUAUACGUGCCGCCGAAUCUUAUCCAAAAACGCAAAUGGAGAAGGAAGACUCACAGCUGUUUGUACCAUUUCAAGAACUUGCCGGCGAGUCCAUUAAAUACUUAGGACGAACCGAUGAUGGGGUACUCGCCUUGUCCAAUUAUCGCAUAUUUCUAUCAAAAGAGUCAACUGCAUUUGAGACAUAUGUGCCACUAGGCCUCAUCGAAUCGGUCCAAGUUCGUGAUCUAUUCCAAUUGUUUGUCAAUUGCAAGGAUGCCAGCACAGUCAGAUGCUCAUUUCAGUCGGCUGAGCAAUGCUCUGAAUGGCAACGACGCAUUCAAUUGCUAAUCGGUGUACCUGAGACGCUUGAAACGCUAUUCGCUUUCCCAUUCUACUCCUGGACCUGUGACCAUCAAAUUGGCCAAGCGAACGGCGUUAGCGGUACCAAAGUAGAACGUGCCGCCUCGCUAACAAAUGGCAGUUGCACGCAUUCAAAAUCUUCGGCCAACAUUGAGAAUGAGUCGUUUAGUGCAAGUAAUCGCUUACAGCGGGCCACACGAUAUGAUACGGAUUUCAAGAAUGAGGUAUCCCGUUUGGGUUUCGAUUUGAAGGGCUCGUGGCGUAUAUCAACGGCGAAUGCUGAUUUCAAAUUGUGUCCAUCGUAUCCACAAAAGUUAUUAGUUCCUUGCUGCAUUACCGAUGAGAUGCUGCACAAUGUGGCCAAUUUUCGUGGAUCACGACGCCUGCCGGCUGUGGUCUGGCGUCAUCAGAAAUCGGGUGCUAUACUGGCACGUUGCAGUCAACCGGAAGUUGGCUGGCUGGGAUGGCGAAAUACCAAAGAUGAGCAAUUGCUCAAAGCUUUGGCCGAUGCGUGUGCAUUUGAUAGAGGAGAACAUGCAAGGCGUUCAUCUGCCACCGCCACCGCCACAGCCUCCGCCUCUGCUUCUGCUUCUGCCGCUGCUAUGCAGCAACAACAACAACAAACAAAAUCUUCAAAAGAUACAAAUGGCCAAUCGAGCUCAUCGGGCAAAAGUUCACCAUCAUUGGAAGAUUCGUCACAUGAAGAGCUGGCAUUGGAUGAAAUAAGGAAAAUUCUUAUAGUCGAUGCGCGAAGCUACACAUCGGCGGUUACAAAUCGGGCUCGAGGCGGGGGUUGUGAAUGCAUUGAAUACUAUCCAUGUGCCGAAAUAGAAUUUAUGAAUUUGGGAAAUAUACAUGCUAUACGAAAAAGUUUUCAUGCUGUACGACAAUUGUGCGCAUCAUCACCCGAUGAUCCAAAUUGGUUUGGGCAAUUGGAGAAAACCAUGUGGAUGCAGCAUCUAUCUGGCUUAUUGGGCGCAACCAUGACAGUAGUUCACACCAUUGAGAAGAAUGGCCGACCCGUACUGGUGCAUUGCUCGGAUGGAUGGGAUCGAACGCCACAAAUAGUGGCAACAGCGCAACUCUGCCUGGAUCCGUAUUAUAGAACAGUUGAGGGUUUCCGUGUACUGGUUGAGCGUGAGUGGUUAAACUUUGGUCACAAAUUUGCCGAUCGCUCUGGCAAUGGGCCGCAUUCAGAUGAAGUAAACGAACGAUGUCCCGUAUUCCUGCAAUGGUUAGAUUUGGUACAUCAAAUACAUAGACAAUAUCCGUGCAGUUUUGAAUUCAGCAUUGGCUAUUUGAUUAAGCUGGCACAGCACUCACUGUCAUGUCUGUUUGGCACGUUCCUAUGUAAUUCGCUGAGAGAACGAAUUGAGAGUUCCGUUUUUGACCGCACAUUUUCUGUAUGGCCAUUUUUAGCGGAAACUAUGUAUAGAAAUCCACUCUAUAAGCAUGAGACUGAAAAGGUUCUUUGGCCAGCGCACAGUGUGCGAUUUUUAUAUUUUUGGUCUGAUCUAUACCUUGGUAGUUUAGGUAAUAAAAAUGGUACUGAUCUUCCAUUACAAAGUAAUGAGAGGCAAAAUCCACACAAUGGAUCGUCAAUGACUAAAACACGAUCAUCUGAAGACAUCACAACAAGUGAAUUGGGACAGAGCACUUUUUCGAGAAGAUCAAGUGAUCCAAAUUUGGCCGUUGAAUCUAUUGUUUCAGACAGUCUAAAUGUGAACAGUAACUCAAUGUUUGAUAUACGAUCUAGAUCUGGAUCUGAGGCAAACAAUGGUGUCUAUGAUAGAGAUGUCGUGGAUAACAAAAGCGAUGCGAGGCAUCCUGCGGAACGAAAUAAUGUGGACAAUGAUAAUUGCGCUACCAAUAUUACCUCAGAGUUUUAUAAUAAUGACCAAAGUACCAAAGCUUCUAGCCAUGAUGAUAUAUUAUUAUUUGAAGCAACAUCACAAUCAAUAAGCCAAGAGUUGGCCAACAGUUUGCAACAAAUGGAUUCAGUUUCCCAAACUCCAGGACCACAAUCACAACCACAACCAUCAAUCGACUCAAGUGAAAUGAUGCCGAGCAGCGAGACGGCGAUGGCUGCAGAUCAUGGUCCUUCUUCUUCUUUUAACAAACAACAAACAACAAGUGAUAUAAGCCAUUCCCUAUGGCAUGGCCCAAUUGAUACUAGCACAGAUACCUUAAUUCCUAUAGAACCCAUGCAAAAUGUACGAAUUGGCAACCAAUCUGAGAAUGAUGAUGAUGACGAUGAUAUCGUUGAUGCAAAAGAGACAAAGACAAAGAGUUCAACGGAAACAGAGUGCAAUUCCACAAUUUCAACAAUUGUCCAGCAAACCAAUAAAAUGGUUGAUCAAAGUUACAACAAUUUGCCGAGAGUUCAUGUGAAGCCCAAUAAUCUGCGAUAUUUACAAAAAAGUCUUGCAAGUGACCAUUUGCUAGACCAUUUGGAUCUUCAUGUAACCAGAGAGAGCAGCAAUGAUGCGGAUGAUGAUGAACAUUCAGCUAAAACUGCAAAUGUCAGUGCAGUGAAUGGAGCAGGAAGAACGAAUACAAAUGGAACGGGUACAAACGAUGGUAAUUCUUCUUCUGUUGAUGAGCGCAUUUGUCUCUCGCCCGAACUUCACAGAUUGAAUAGUCAAUCUCAAAAUAUAUUCUCACCAUUCGAAAUGCCAAUGCCUAGCAAUGGCAAUCGAGUGCGUAGGAACACAUUUGGUUCCAGUCAUAGCAGAGAUUUAGCCCACUUAAAAUACACAGAAAAUAGCAGUACAAAUCAUCAUUUUCCAUCGCCGGGAGUUAUAUCAUUGCCACCCACUCCACAAGGUUUUCAGGAACGAACGCAAUUUACGAUAUCCUGUCCGGAUGGUUUGGCUCAUGGUUUGAGUGAACAAAAUAUUCGACUUCAUCAAAUUGUACAAGAACACAAGCUACGCGAAGAGAUCCUCCUGCGUGAAAUUCAUGGCAUGCGAAUUGCAUUACUGCAGAAAGGAUGUCCAAGUUGCAAUAGCGUUGUAUCGGCAAAUGUGGAACAUGAAAAUGGAUCUGAUAUCGUUGAAAAUGCAUCGACAUGUUCUUGGGAAGCUGUAGAAGAGCGUAGUGGUCCCUCAUCGUAUGCUCCUUCCUCAAUACAAGAGAAAAAAGUUUCCAGUGUCCUUUGGGUACCAGAUCAUGCAGUUUCACGUUGCUCAAAUUGUCAAAUUGAAUUCUGGCUUGGACGAAGAAAACAUCAUUGUCGAUCAUGUGGAGAAAUUUUCUGUGCUGACUGUUCCGAGUAUUGGGCUCCGUUGCCAUAUGAGAAGCUUUUUAAUCCAGUCCGACUCUGUGGCUCCUGUUAUACGGCAGUGACAACAGCAACUGCAGCAGCAACAACAACCACAACAACAACAACAAUAGGAACAUCCACUCAUGUACAAGAUUAUCCAGCUAAUUCAGCCGACCAAAUUAUAUCGACUGAUCAUGAUACAGCAAAGCCUUCUGCAAAUUCCUAAGAGUUUUUAUUUUCCUUUAGCUCUAGGAUUUUGACAAGAUUGUAACAAAUAUGUACAUAUAUAAUAUAUCUAUAUAUAUAUAUAUGUAUAGAUAUAUAUAUACUCAAAUAUUUAUUGCAUAUGUGUUAACACUAUAAUAGCAAAAAAUUCAUUUUUCUGUGUAUGUGUGUGUAUAGUAAAAAAGAAAAACACGAAAUUAUACCUUUUUGUUAGAAACAUAUUUAUACAUACAUACAUAUGCACAUCUAUAUGUAUGUACAUAUGUUUGUGUGUGUGUAUACAUUUUGUCAUGUUACUGCUUUGGCAUAGCAAGAAAAUUACGUUUUUAUAAAAUUUUACUUCAGUCAGAUCCUCCCUAUCCCCCGAUAAAAUCGAGUGGUGUUUUCCCAUAUUGAUAACGAUUUAUGGACAGACAUUUGUACGUUUUUUCAAACAUGUUUACCGCAGUCAUGGGAUUCUUUGGCCUAGAAAUUCAUAACUUCUUAAUAUGGUCACGCCCAUCGAGAAAGCAGCGAUCGAUCAUCCGUCCUCCCUCCUAUGAUGCAAUGCACCAAUGAAUUGGAUGUACUUAUAGAAUGUUUCAUGAUUCGCGCUUCGUAAUUCUGUUUAGAAUUUUUAAUACUUUUGAAAUAAAAGAAAAAAAAAUAAAAAUCCACAAAGUUUUUGCUAUGUCAAAAGAAGUCACUUGAAAAAUUUCUAAUCUAUAUAUACAAAAAUAUGAAGAUAAUAUAUA